Anisakis simplex (herring worm) is the source of this 234-nucleotide messenger RNA. Lineage: Eukaryota; Metazoa; Nematoda; Chromadorea; Rhabditida; Anisakidae. The record is from the annotation of a GenBank genome assembly.
UUACAAAUCGUAGAGUCGAUACCAACCAAUGUGACCUUUCAUAAUUUCACCGAAAAUAUGUCAACUUAUGAGGCGUGGAAACGUUUGCUGAACAGUGCCAAGAGCACAUUGGAUGUGGCAUCGCUCUACUGGGAUUUGCGUGAUACCACUAAUUAUCCAACAUCAUGGCAGGUCAGUGCUACCGCACAAUUUGCAUUCGUCAAUUUCUUAAAGCCAUUGACAGUCACAGCUUAA